UGCGAGGGGUUUUAGCUCUCCGGUGCUGUCUGGCCGGCUCCUGCUGGCACUGCCCUUCUCUCAAUGCUGGGGGCAGGCGUGGUUCCCCCCCAGGCCUGCCUGCACCCCUGUCUCCACCCCCUGCCCCAUGGAGGGGGGGUGGGAUGGAGGAUGCUGUGUCUCCCCUGCCCCCCCAGCCCCUGCCUGCCUCUCCAGGAGGGUUAAACUCAGCACUUUAUAUUCGACAAGUCAAACGGCACCAGCGAAGCUCACUGCCCAGCGAGCACCCAUGGGUGCUACCCGAGGAGCACAGCCCCCAUGCUGGGCACCCUUGGGGGGGGGCUGGGGGUUCCAGAGGCAGCAACUAAGGGGGGCUGGGGAGGGCUGGGGGACCAGAUCCAAGUGCCUUCAUGUGAUUAAAAGCUGUCAAACCAUCUUGGAAAGGGGUGUCCUGUGUGUGUCUGCAUGGGCAGAGGGGCAGAGACCCCCCCCAGGACCCCUAAAUAACCCUAGGAAGGAGGAAUGCUGGGGGAGCACCCUCAGGCUGCAGGGCUGGGGAGGGGGGGGUCACCGCUUGCCCAGUGCUAAGGGUAAAGCUCCCCACCCUGGCUGCCCUGGUACCCCAAUGCCAACCCCUUUCCCUCCUCCUGAAAAAAGGACCCUGGUGCCACGGGGAUGGUUGUCCUGCUCCUUAACAAGGGGAGGGGCUGAAUUUACCGUGUGAGCUGUGCCCCCCAGCUUUUGGGGCUUACACUGUCCCCCCAUCCCUGCAACAAGUGCUCCCUUCCUCAGGGAGCAUCAGGCAUCAGAUGUCCCCUGCAGAGACUGGGGAUCACUGUGGGGGGGUGACUUAUGACACCUCCUCUCCCCCCAGGCAGCCUGCUGCCAGCAUGGAGGCAGUGGGGGUCUCUUAGGUCCCGUCCCCCCCCGUGCCCUCAUUGGACUUGUGCCUCCCCUCAUUAACGAAGUCUCUGUCCUCCCUGAUGGUUGCACUAAUUACUGAGUUCAUUAGUGGCCCAGCGUGUCCAGCUGGGGGGCCCAAGGAAGGGGAGAGCCCUCUGGGGCUGGCGUGGGGUCCCCCCGACCCUUGUGCCACACUGGCCAUCUCAACCCUGGGACUCGGCCACCGAGCAGAGAGCAGCGACCUGGGUGUCACACCCCACCCAAAACUCGGCCACACACUCCCACCGGGGACUCUUCACCCAGGUCCCCUUGCCUGCAGCACCCGUCACCAUGGUGGAGCUCAGCACCAAAGUCACCAGGACGCUCAACAAGACCACGCCAGGCCUCCAGAUAUGGCGAAUCGAGAACAUGGAGAUGGUGCCAGUGCCCACCAACAGCUACGGCAACUUCUACGAGGGCGAUUGCUACGUUCUGCUGUCGACACGCAAGUCGGGGAGCAGCUUCAGCUACAACAUCCACUACUGGCUGGGCAAGGAGUCGAGCCAGGAUGAGCAGGGGGCGGCUGCCAUCUACACCACCCAGAUGGAUGAACACCUGGGCACGGUGGCUGUGCAGUACCGUGAGGUCCAGGGCCACGAGAGCGAGACCUUCCGUGCCUACUUCAAGCAGGGACUCAUCUAUAAGAAGGGUGGUGUGGCCUCGGGCUUGAAGCAUGCGGAGACCAACACCUACAACAUUCAGCGCCUGCUGCACGUGAAGGGCAAGAAGAACGUGGUGGCGGGAGAGGUGGACAUGAGCUGGAAUAGCUUCAACCGAGGCGAUGUCUUCCUGCUGGACCUGGGACAGCUCAUCAUCCAGUGGAACGGCCCCGAGAGCAACCGAAAUGAGAGGCUGAAGGCGAUGACCCUGGCCAAGGAUAUCCGGGACCGGGAGCGUGGGGGCCGUGCCAAGGUGGGCGUAGUGGAUGGGGAGAACGAGGCUGCCUCGCCGGGGCUCAUGAAGGUCCUCAUGCAUGUGCUGGGCGAGAAGAGGAACAUCAAGUCAGCCAUCCCUGAUGACAAAGUGGAUCAAAAGCUCAGCUCCUCCCUCAAGCUCUACCACGUCUCCAAUGAGAGCGGGAACCUGGUCAUACAGGAGGUGGCGAUUCGACCCCUGACUCAGGACAUGCUCCUGCAUGAGGACUGCUAUAUCCUUGAUCAAGGAGGUAUCAAGAUCUUCGUGUGGAAGGGCAAGAACGCCAACAAGGAGGAGAAGCAGCAGGCGAUGAGCAGGGCGCUGGGCUUCAUCAAAGCCAAGAACUACCCAGCCACUACCACUGUGGAGACGGAGAAUGAUGGGUCCGAGUCAGCCAUCUUCAGGCAGCUCUUCCAAAAAUGGACUGUCCCCAACCAGACCAGUGGGUUGGGCAAGACCCACACUGUGGGCAAAGUGGCCAAGGUGGAGCAGGUGAAGUUUGAUGCUACCACGCUGCACGCCAAGCCCCAGGUGGCUGCCCAGAAGAAGAUGGUGGAUGAUGGAUCUGGGGAGGUUGAGGUGUGGCGUGUGGAGAACAAUGAGCUGGUGCCUGUGGAGAAGAAGUGGCUGGGCCAUUUCUUCGGUGGUGAUUGCUACCUGAUACUCUACACUUAUUAUGUGGGGCCCAAGGUGAACCGCAUCAUCUACCUCUGGCAGGGCCGCCAAGCCAGCACGGACGAGCUGGCCGCCUCCGCCUACCAAGCAGUCAUCCUGGACCAGAAGUACAACAACGAGCCCGUGCAGGUCCGCGUCACCAUGGGCAAGGAGCCAGCCCACCUGAUGGCCAUCUUCAAGGGCAAGAUGGUGGUGUACACGGGUGGCACCUCGCGGGCGGGCAACACGGAGCCCGCACCCUCCACCCGCCUCUUCCAAGUGCACGGUACCGAUGAGUACAACACCAAGGCCUUCGAGGUGCCUGUCCGUGCCUCCUCCCUCAACUCCAACGACGUCUUCGUUUUCAAGACCCCCAGCUGCUGCUACCUCUGGUAUGGGAAGGGCUGCAGCGGGGACGAGCGUGAAAUGGGCAAGACUGUGGCUGACAUCAUCUCCAAGACGGAGAAGCCAGUGAUCGCAGAGGGACAGGAGCCAGCUGAGUUCUGGGCGGCCCUGGGGGGCAAGUCCCAGUAUGCCAACAGCAAGAGGCUCCAAGAGGAGAACCAAUCUGUGUCCCCCCGUCUUUUUGAGUGCUCCAACAAGACAGGCACCUUCUUGGCCACAGAGAUAGUAGACUUCACCCAGGAUGAUCUGGAGGAGGAUGAGGUUUACCUGCUGGACAUUUGGGACCAGGUUUUCUUCUGGAUCGGGAGAGGUGCCAACCAGGCGGAGAAGGAGGCGGCAGCGGUGAUGGCGCAGGAGUACCUGCGGACCCACCCCAGCGGGCGUGACAUCAACACCCCCAUCAUCGUGGUGAAACAGGGCUACGAGCCCCCAACCUUCACCGGCUGGUUCCUGGCUUGGGACCCUUUCAGAUGGGAUGACAAGAAAUCCUACGAGGAGCUGAAAGCUGAGCUGGGGGACGAGAGCAGCCUCGGGCAGCUUACCUCAAUGCUCACGUCCAAGCAAGAGGUCUUCACCUCCACCACCUCCCUCCUCCCCGAGAAACUGGAGACCUUCCCCCUGGACGUGCUGGUGAACACCGCGGCUGAGGACCUGCCACGGGGCGUGGAUCCCAGCAGGAAGGAGUGCCACCUCUCCGACAAGGACUUCCAGGAUACCUUCGGCAUGGAUCGCUUUGCCUUUGCCAAACUGCCCCUGUGGAAACAACAGAAACUCAAGAAGGACAAAGGACUCUUCUAGGGCAAGAGCCUGUGCCCGGGGACAGCCCCACCUUCUUAUUUUUAUUAAAUAA
Calidris pugnax (ruff) is the source of this 3745-nucleotide messenger RNA. RefSeq names its product villin 1 (gene VIL1). Gene Ontology annotation, molecular function: actin filament binding; phosphatidylinositol-4,5-bisphosphate binding. The record is from RefSeq and is a predicted model, not a curated record. Gene Ontology annotation, cellular component: cytoplasm; lamellipodium; actin cytoskeleton. The transcript is spliced from 20 exons. NCBI's taxonomy places the organism in Eukaryota, Metazoa, Chordata, Aves, Charadriiformes, Scolopacidae. Gene Ontology annotation, biological process: actin filament severing; cytoskeleton organization; barbed-end actin filament capping. Bases 1213 to 3693 code for a protein of 826 amino acids.